UAAAAAUGUGAUGUUGCUCUUGAAUGUGUUAUUUUAGCCAUAUUUGAUGACUGGCUCUUUUCCUCCUUCCCAAACCCCCCAAAACAAAGCUACCAUUGAAGCAGCUAAAGCAAAAGCUAUCCAAGGCUUCUCCCCCACGAGGAAAAUCCGCAACUUCGAAGAAGCUCGAGGCCUGGACAGGAUAAACGAGAGGAUGCCGCCGCGCAAAGACGGCCAGCAGCCAGACGGGACCGCCAUCAACAGCAAUGCUCCCAGCAAGAACGGCACGGACGGAUAAGCGGCGGAGAGGCGGCCCUCACCUGUCUGCACAUGACCCAUACUCUCUGUGUGUCUCUGUCUCUCUGUCUGCGCUGGACCCGCCCCUUCAGUGGAUCAGAACCCCAUGGAGGUCGCAGCGCUGCCUAAACACGCCCAACUCAAAGGAAACAUGAAGGAGGAGACCGCUGCCGAGAAAUCUCACCUUAUUUAUUCAAGAUGAUACAUUAUUACAUUAUUUAAUAGCGCCAGAUAAAUAAAACUUACACUGAA
Molecule: messenger RNA, 528 nt
Organism: Cyprinodon tularosa
Lineage: Eukaryota; Metazoa; Chordata; Actinopteri; Cyprinodontiformes; Cyprinodontidae
Product: serine/threonine-protein phosphatase 2B catalytic subunit beta isoform-like
Exons: 2
Coding region: 47-277 (76 amino acids)
Source: RefSeq, a predicted model, not a curated record